AUGGCCUCCAAUACUCUCCAUUUCCAUAGCCAAGAAAAUCAAGAAAUCAUAGUAGUUGUUGUCCCUUUUCCAGCACAAGGCCAUCUAAAUCAACUUCUACAACUAUGUAAACUCAUUGCAUCACACAACAUACAAGUCCAUUAUGUUACAACCAUGACGCACAUUAAUCAAGCUAAAUCAAGAGUUCAUGAUCCAUAUUCAUUCAUCAACAACAACAACAUCCAUUUUCAUGAACUCUCAACACCAUUCUUCAACUCCCCUCCUUCCAACCCGAAUUCCACGAUCAAAUUCCCAAGCCAUCUCCAACCCUCGUUUGAGUCAUCUUCUCAUCUACGUAAACCUUUGUCCAAACUCCUAGCUGUCCUCUCGUCUAAAGCAAAGAGGAUUGUCAUCAUACAUGACUCAUUAAUGGGAUAUGUAGUUCAAGAUUUUGUCUACUUGCCUAAUGCUGAGGCUUAUGCUUUCCAUAGUGUGUCAGCAUUCACAUUGUUCUUGUUCAUAUGGGAGAAUAUGGGAAGGCCUUUUGAUAUUGAUGCAAAUUUUCUAAAAGAUGUUCCAUCACUUGAAGAUUGUUUUAGUCCUGAAUUUGAGAAAUUCAUUAAAUUACAACAUGAUUAUAUGAAGUUCAAUUCAGGGAGGAUUUACAACACAUGUAGAGUUAUAGAAGGUCCUUUUCUUGAUUUGUUGUCAAAGGAACAAAUAAGUAAUAACAAGAAGCAAUGGGCCCUUGGACCAUUCAAUCCUGUUUUAGUACAACAAUAUGGGACCAAAAGUUGUCACAAGCAACAUGAAUGUCUAAUUUGGCUCGAUGAACACGAGCCAAACUCCGUUGUAUUCGUGUCAUUUGGGACCACGACUUCAUUUUCUGACGAACAAAUCAAGGAGAUUGCAAUUGGAUUGGAGAGGAGCGAGGUGAAGUUCGUUUGGGUGCUGAGGGACGCGGAUAAAGGGAAUGUUUUCUCGAAGGAUCAUCAAUCAAGAAAGAUUGAAUUGCCAAAAGGGUUCGAGGAGAGAGUUAAAGAUAAAGGGAUUGUGUUGAGAGAUUGGGCACCUCAGUUGGAAAUCUUGGCACAUUCUUCUGUUGGUGGUUUCAUGAGUCAUUGUGGAUGGAAUUCGUGCAUGGAGAGCAUUUCCAUGGGGGUGCCAAUAGCCGCGUGGCCAAUGCAUUCGGAUCAACCCCGAAACACCGUAUUGGUCACGAAGAUUUUAAAAGUUGGCUUAGUUGUUAAGGAGUGGACACGUAGGCACGAGGUGGUGACACGUGGCAUGGUGCAAGCAGCAGUUGAAAAAUUAAUGGCGUCUAAAGAAGGAGAAGAAAUGAGGAAUAGAGCAAUGGAUUUGAGUGGAGCUCUUAAGAAUUCAGUAGCAGAAAGUGGCAUUAAGAAUAUGGAGUUGGAUUCAUUCAUUUCUCACAUAACAAGGCAAAUUUGAUCAACCCUAGAUCAAUCAGCUAUGUUGGUUGGAUUCUUCAAAAAUGUCGACUGAAAACAUGUCAGAUCUUCUAAAAUUAGUGCAUAAGGAUCUGACAUAGGUGUGACGACAUUUUUGCAAAGUUCGAGCAACAUAGGAUCAAGGAUCAAUGUAUGUACCAUCUCCAUUCAAUGGUUGUCAUUGUGCCACAAGUGCCUUAAUUUAUAUAUAUUUAGUAGUGCAUGUUUUAAAUAACUAA
Molecule: messenger RNA, 1669 nt
Organism: Solanum verrucosum
Lineage: Eukaryota; Viridiplantae; Streptophyta; Magnoliopsida; Solanales; Solanaceae
Product: zeatin O-glucosyltransferase-like
Exons: 1
Coding region: 1-1431 (476 amino acids)
Molecular function (GO): UDP-glycosyltransferase activity
Source: RefSeq, a predicted model, not a curated record